AUGCCUACAUCUUCAUCGGCACCAGUUAGUAGACCACAAAGCUCUGAUCAACGAUCAUAUCAUGAAUUUGAACGAUCACCAUAUACUGCUGUACCAUCAACAGCACUUAGUUAUGGAGCAACACAACGAAUUGCAUCAUUAGCAAAGCCAAAAUAUCGUAGAGAUACUACUGUUCGAGAUGGUUUUUCUCGUUAUUACCUUAACCCAACAUAUUCUGGCGUAACUCGAGCAGCAUCAAAUGCAGAAUGUUCAUCACGUGUUAGUGAAUUAGCUCAACCAAUCAAAUUACAAAAAGAACAUCGAUUUGAACAUCCUUCUCCACGACCUGUAUCACGUGGUGCAUUAAACUAUCGAGCGUCAUCGAAAAUUCAUGAGUUAUCUGCACCAAGAAAACCACCCACUGUAGAAUAG
Molecule: messenger RNA, 411 nt
Organism: Adineta steineri
Lineage: Eukaryota; Metazoa; Rotifera; Eurotatoria; Adinetida; Adinetidae
Source: the annotation of a GenBank genome assembly